Ruditapes philippinarum (Manila clam) is the source of this 1098-nucleotide messenger RNA. RefSeq lists its product as uncharacterized. The transcript has a single exon. The record is from RefSeq and is a predicted model, not a curated record. NCBI's taxonomy places the organism in Eukaryota, Metazoa, Mollusca, Bivalvia, Venerida, Veneridae. Bases 1 to 1098 code for a protein of 365 amino acids.
AUGGUCACUACAGUUAGCGAAUCUUUCUUUGAGACUUUAACACCAUCUCAAGACCUUCAUAGUUUAGAGGAUUUUGCCCUUGACAUUUCUGGUGCCAAUGAUGCCAAAGUUCCUUACAAAGGAUAUGGCCUUCUUGAUCUUUCUAUUCCUUCACUUGAGUCUGAUACUAUAACUGUUCCUGUUUUAGUUGUUCCAGAUACCUCUUAUUCUUCAACUGUACCAGUUAUUGUUGGAACUAAUGUCAUUAGACAUUUCAGUACCAUUGAUGCACAGGAAAAUAUCCCUUCCUGUUGGCAGCAAGCCUUUACUGCUGUUUCUUUUGUACAGUCUGUACCUGUGAAAGCUUUUAAUCAUAAACCUUUCACAAUUCAGCCUAUGCAAACAUGUACAGUUACUGGAAUGGUUCGUAAUGUUGGAGAUAUGACAGUUGGUGUUACUGAGACUUCUGAUUCUGCACAUUUUCUUAAUAUCUGUCCAAGAGAAGUACAUGUUAGACCUGGUAAUACAUUUUCUAAGGUACCUGUUAGGAUUUGUAAUUUGUCUGUUCGUCCUGUAGUUAUUUAUCCCAAAUCUGUUCUUUGUAACCUGAAGGAAGUUGAAGUUGUUGGACAUAUUGAUCUAUCAGAUGGUGUUCAUUCUAAAUCUCACAACCAGGACAAGACACUUAAAGACUUAGGGAUCACUGUCCCCUCUGAUACCCUUUCUCCUCUUGAAUGUUCAAAGGUAAAGACUUUCCUUAAUGGCUGGAAACAUAUUUUUUCCACAGGUGUGACAGAUCUUGGCUGUUCCAGUACUGUUGAACAUGAGAUUGAGUUAGAUGACCCUACACCAUUUAAGGAGCCUUAUCGGAGAAUUCCCCCAGGUAGUUAUGAGGAAGUGAGAGAACACAUUAAGGACAUGUUGGAAGCUGGAGCUAUAAGAGAGUCUAACAGCCCCUUUUCUUUUAAUGUAGUUCUUGUGAGGAAAAAGGACGGGUCUCUACGUUUUUGUAUUGACUUCCGUCGUUUGAACAACGGUACCAUCAAGGAUGCAUAUGCGCUUCCACGCAUAGAUGAGACUAUUGAUUCCCUUGUCGGUUCCAAGUAUUUUUCGAAAUAA